Danaus chrysippus (African queen) is the source of this 873-nucleotide messenger RNA. NCBI's taxonomy places the organism in Eukaryota, Metazoa, Arthropoda, Insecta, Lepidoptera, Nymphalidae. The record is from the annotation of a GenBank genome assembly.
AUGAAACGCCUUCUCGUUAUAUUCACGAUAAUAAUCUCAGCAUAUGCAAGGCGGAAACCAACAUGCCAUGCAUGCAUAAACUCAGUGUGCUACAACCGGGAACUAAUUAUGAGGGGCUUCAAACUCUCCGGCCAGCUAGCUAUCGACAGAACGUCAAAUAUUUUAUACUUUCAUUACCGGCACAAGCGUAAAGAAGUCACUGGAGCCUUCAGUUUAGAUGAAGUGAAGCUGAGCAUUUUGCCGUUAAAUUUUACUUUUGGACGAGCUGUUGAUCAACUAACUAGAAAUUUAUACACGUCCGGGGUACAAGGAAUAUAUAUAUACAAACCAAUCAAUAACUCAACAGAACUUUACGCUUUGAAAGACAAAACCAUUUGGCAUAUGCAGUAUGAGGACAAAUUAUUUUACACGGAAUUCAAAAGCAAAGGACUUUUUAAAUACGAGAAUAAAAAAUCUAUCAAAAUUCCCGAACUUGCAGAUUAUCAAAUCGAUAACUUUAUUAUAGAUGGACAUAAAGAUAUAUAUUUUAUGAGUAAUUACUCAAUUCACGUAUUAAGAAAUGGCAGUAAAGAGGUUGAACUUUUUGAAGACGAAAUAUAUUAUAUGUCCACGGAUAAAAAUGGAAUUGCAUACUUUAUACAGCCUUACACUAAAGGUUUAUAUAAAAUAAAUGAUAUUGGAAAAUUAACAGAAGUUGGGGCUUUUCAGAAAGAUUCGGUGUUUUUAUUCGUUUUUGAUAGUGAAAAUAAUAUUAUAUACGAAGGAAAUGAUUCCAGUGUGUAUUAUUUGGCGCCAAAAUUAACUAAAUGCAGUGUUACGACAAAAGGCGUGGGUAAAUUUAGGAAGAAAAUAAUAUCCACUACUGACCAAUGA